AUGGCUAAUACUGCACAACACCAACAAAAGACGGACUCCAAACUGCGGAACAUAAGAAAUCAGAUGGGUCAGAUGCAAGCGAUGCAGAGUCAGAUAAGUCAGAUGGCAAUAUCAAUCAACCGUCUGGAGUCUCAAGUAAACGGAAAAUUGCCAUCCCAACCUGAACUAAACCUGAAGAACGUAAGUGCAACGACCUUAAGGAGCGGGAAGGAAAUCCAAGAACCUGACCUCACUAUUUCAAAGGACAAGGAUGAGGAAAAGAUCGAAAGCGAGCUUGAAAAGGAGGGCAGCAAUGACACAGAUCCAAAGGUACUCACAGACCCAACCAUUACAGUAAAAACUAACUCGCCUCUCUUUCCUAUCAGGUUAGAGAAAUCGAGGAAGCAGGAUAAGGAGAAGGAGAUCUUGGAGGUGUUCCACAAGGUGGAGAUCAAUAUUCUCCUAUUAGACGCUAUCAAACAAGUGCCGAAAUAUGCAAAGUUUUUGAGGGAUCUGUGUGUCAAUCGAAGGAGGCUAAGGGGAGAUGAAAGAGUCAUCGUAAGGGAGAAUGUGUCCGCAGUUUUGCAGAGGAAUCUCCCACCGAAGUGCGGGGAUCCAGAAAUCGAAAUAAUAAUUCAAUUAGCUGACCGAACAAAUGCAUACCCAGAUGGGUUGAUCGAGGAUAUGCUGGUUAAAAUUAAUGAAUUGGUAUUUUCAGCUGACUUAUAUGUACUUGACAUGGAUGAUGACCAUUCCCCUGACCCCUCACCUUUACUACUAGGUAGACCUUUUUUGAGUACAGCACAGACAAAAAUUGACUUUAAUAAGGGUACAUUGUCCAUGGAAUUUGAGGGAGAACUAGUCCACUUUAAUAUUUUUGAUACAAUGGAACAUCCUGUUAAUUCUCACUCUGUGUUUGUUAUUCAAGCUAUUAAUCCCUCUGUGCAAGAAUUUUCUGAGUUUGCUUGUAAGGGCAAAUUCAAAUUUACUGAGAACAAGUAUAAGGGGAUGAAAGCAAUGUAUGAGGUGAAAAGGAAUAGAAAAUUAAGAAAGAAUGCUGCACUCAAAAGCUAUUUGGAUCCUGGAGAAGGGCCACCGAUUAUAAGGAAAAUUGAGUUACACCCAAAUUGA
Molecule: messenger RNA, 1110 nt
Organism: Coffea arabica (coffee)
Lineage: Eukaryota; Viridiplantae; Streptophyta; Magnoliopsida; Gentianales; Rubiaceae
Source: RefSeq, a predicted model, not a curated record